ACGUAUACAAAACACGCAUACAAUACACGCACAUAAAGCAUCAACAGAAAACGAAUUACUGAUAGAAUCACUCAUUUCGUACAUUCCGGAGACCACUUCAAGAGAAGACACAAAGAAAAACACGACAAUGUCGAUAAAUAAUAGGAAAUCAAACAUUACCACGAAUUCAAAUUACAUUAAUUUUGCUUUUGUUUAAUAGUGAAUUCGCGCAAAUUUUAACACAGUGCACCGAUGGAAUGGAGACUGACGGAAUUCUUUUCCGUCGCUUCGGCUUUAAUACGAUGUUGUACGAGAUAACCUCCGAUAUUGGUGAACCGCAUAUCAAGUUUUAGCGCUGUGUAUAAAUACCGUAUAUCGCGAUGUCGGCGACAGUUCAUAACUAGAGAAGCGCAAGCUUUUAAUCGUAUAUCGGAGACCAUCAUCGCGAAAAAGAAAGUGAUUACCGAAUCGAAACAUGAAGCAAACGCUCUUAUUUUUCUUCACGCUCAUUGUUGCCGUAAAUGUAUGGGUAAUGUGUAAAUGUGCAUAAAACACGAACGAAAUUCAGACUCUGCUUUAUCAACCGUAAUGCCAGUCGCAUUACACACGCAUUCGAUAACACACGCAUCACUUGCCGCAGAAGUUAUGCACGGUAAUUCAGCAAAUUGCAUUUUUAAUGAAUUUAAAAAUGUCCAGUAGGCGGCUGCCAGAUUGGCAAAAAAGUGCUUAACUUCAACUGUUACGAAUAUCACGCCAAUCACAAGUGUCAAUAGUAUAAAGGAAAUACAACUGAGGUUCCUGAUUAGUGUAUUUAUAACAAUUGAGUUCAAAUUAACUUUGUUGAUAACAAUCAACAAAGUUGAGUUAAUUUUUGUGACGUCGUUACGUUGCAUUUGCUAGUGACUAAUUUACUAAUAGACAAUGAGCUUCGAAGAUAUUGCGGAAAGGAUAGCGAGUACUCUAGAAGUGAUGAGAGAAGAAGUGCAGACAUGCUUCCACAAAACAAAUGCAACACUUGAAGAUCUAAUGAGAGUUGACGAGUUAAUUUACGAAAACAGGUUGCAGAUUAUAGACUUCGAUGCCUCAGCUUUAAAGGCGGGCUGUUUUUUCGCCUGCUUAUGCCAAAAAAAAGGAGUAAUGACGGGUGCGCGUGUAAAUAUGGACCACAUAAAGAAAAUGAUACACUCCAACAAAGCUAGACCUAAUCAACUCGCCAAAGUAUUUCAAAUACUUGAUUUUUGUGCUAAUCAAGUUAGAAGCAAAACCAACGAGUGUGAAGUGAGCCUCAAAUACAUAUUGUGUGUUGUGAAUAAAAUGAUACCUAUGGACAGUAAUAACAAUAACGAUGAGUAAAUAACAAAUAUAGUAAUUAUAUUAGAAGCCAUGUUAUUAUGUUAUUAUUAUUAUCAUAUAUAUAUAUAUAUAUAUAUAUAUAUAUAUAUAUAUAUAUAUAUAUAUA
Odontomachus brunneus is the source of this 1438-nucleotide messenger RNA. RefSeq names its product pheromone-binding protein Gp-9-like. Gene Ontology annotation, molecular function: odorant binding. Bases 901 to 1332 code for a protein of 143 amino acids. NCBI's taxonomy places the organism in Eukaryota, Metazoa, Arthropoda, Insecta, Hymenoptera, Formicidae. The transcript is spliced from 5 exons. The record is from RefSeq and is a predicted model, not a curated record.